ACUUGACCGGCGGCCGCUGAGGAGGAUGGGAAGGGAAGGCGUCAGCUGACCAGGAUGCUCUCUGCGCGCGCAGCUUCUCCUGUUCCUUUCGCCGCUGCCGGAGAGGCAGUGUGGGGAAAGGCUGAUACCUUCUCUGACAUGGAGCGCUACGACAAGGCCGCCCUGAACGCGCUCUCGCCUCCCGAUCCCAGAAAUGAAAGUUCUUUAGCUUCGACCCUAAGAACGCUCCUGUUCUUCACAACUUUAAUGAUUAUGUUACCUAUUGGGCUAUAUUUCUCAUCAAAGGUAUACGUAUUUGAAGGUACCUUUGGAAUGUCAAGCAGAGACAGCUAUUUUUAUGCCGCAAUAGUUGCUGUGGUAGCUGUUCACGUCGUGCUCGCUCUUUUUGUCUAUGUGGCAUGGAAUGAAGGCUCACGGCAAUGGCGGGAAGGGAAGCAGGACUAAAAGUUGCCGUUGCAGCGUGGCAGGCAAGGAGGGGACGUUUCCAGGUGGAGCAAAGCCCCAGAGUGUAAAGUCUAAUAGUCGGUGUUUGAAAUGGGACAAGAUGGGAUUGCAUCAUUCCCCCAUUCCAGUAGCGUUUUUAGUUUUUAAAUUACAGCUCAGACUUCAUGAGCCUCAAGACCUGGCAGAGUCGGGAAGACUAGAAGGGAGUCUCAACAGGAGUACCCUGGAAUCUAUUUUCACAAUCUGUCUGCAGAGAGCAUCUGGGAAACAUUUGCUUGCUUAGUAACCUGCCUAGAAUUGCUUUGAAAUGAACAUCUAGGUAAUUCGUAAAGUUGAACAUGAAGAAUUUCAGAGCUUCGCCAACAGAGUCUGGAUCAAAAAUGGUUUAAGUUCUUUGAAAUAGAUUUUAUUCCUGUGUAUUGGGGGGCGGACGGGUCAACUUUAGGAGCCUUGACUGACAGUAUGCUGGCUACACUUCAUGGUUAACACAGGUGCUUGAAAAAGUGGCUCCAUAUACUUUAUGAUGGAGAAGGGAGGAUGCAUUGAGUCCUGUCUAGGAGCUUGUAACUUCAGUCCACCUGUUAGCACAUUUUUGCAUGGUGGCUUCUAAUGUAGGAUACCUUUCCCCACAAAGUACAGAGCAAGCAUCCCCAAACUUCGGCCCUCCAGAUGUUUUAGACUACAAUUCCCAUCAUCCCUGACUACCGUUCCUUUUAGCUAGGGAUCAUGGGAGUUGUAGGCCAAAACAUCUGGAGGGCUGCAGUUUGAGGAUGCCUGGUAUAGAGUCUACCCUAAUCUUGACUCUUAAUUCAGUUACCCCCUUCCAAUACAUGCUUUUCCUCAACAAUGGAAUGCUUUGCCUAAUUUCGAAGAACUGAGGUAAUAGCAUUAGGUAGUCCUAAGAAUGUUUGUGCAUUGUUUGUUGAGACCCAGAAAUGUAUCCAUUUGUUCUACUUGGAGUAGGGCCAUUGAAUUUAAUGGACAUGAUUAGCUUAGACCUGUUAAUUUCCGUGGGUCUGCUCUGACUAAAACUUGAGUGGAUACCACCCCCACGGUUUGCUUUAAUAAAUGUACCUGAUUUGUGUUGCCCUCUCAUAACUGCUACUAUUAACUAUCUUUAACAUUUCAUACUGUCACCUUUUCCAUAAUAUUGCCAGAUGGUCAUUGAUGGCCAUUGCUCUUCUUCCUCAACCUGUGUCUUUGUCGAUAAAUGAGUUUCUUAGUAUAGCUACGAAUGUAUGUGUAAUCAUGGACAAAUGCCAAAUCUUUUGAACAAAUUGCCACUUUUAUUGAUUAGACUGGUGGCAGAACUGCUCCAAAAUCGCUUCUUGAUUUCACUGGAACCUGCUACACAGGAUUCAGCACACCAAGCACAGCUGAAAUGCACCAAUGUGCAGCUGGGAAUUGUACCUGUUUCAGUAGCUAAUGUGAAGUGCUGCUUAAGGACAAAUUUUUCCUUAAGGUGAAAUUAACUUCCACAACUUUCCUGAAUCUUGAAUAUUUUAUCAUUACCCUUCCAAGGUUUUAUAUACUCUGUUUUUAAAUCCUAACCUAAGAGAUAAAUCCUGGGAUUGAAAAUGUUUACAAAUGAGAACCUCCUACUUGUGUUACUAUAAAGCUCUGGGAAUAUUUUAAAAUGUAAGGAUGUAGAAUAGUGACUGUGUCUUAAGGGAGUCUAUAAAUAAGAUGUAUGCUUUUUAAAGGAGGAGGAAUCUAAUGUUGGGCAACAUGCUGCUGGUUCAUCUGAAUUGCAAAUUUAUUUUGUAGUGUAUUGUGUUGAAAUUUCUCUUUCCUUCCCUUAUCUAUGGAAUUGGUGUAUGGUGAACCUUUUUAAUAAAAUGAAAGUGUAUAGCAUAAA
This is a messenger RNA of Zootoca vivipara (common lizard), 2302 nucleotides long. Its product is annotated as vacuolar ATPase assembly integral membrane protein VMA21. Gene Ontology annotation, cellular component: endoplasmic reticulum membrane. NCBI's taxonomy places the organism in Eukaryota, Metazoa, Chordata, Lepidosauria, Squamata, Lacertidae. Gene Ontology annotation, biological process: vacuolar proton-transporting V-type ATPase complex assembly. The record is from RefSeq and is a predicted model, not a curated record.